This is a messenger RNA of Melanotaenia boesemani (Boeseman's rainbowfish), 5291 nucleotides long. RefSeq names its product general transcription factor IIIC, polypeptide 2, beta (gene gtf3c2). Gene Ontology annotation, biological process: transcription by RNA polymerase III. The record is from RefSeq and is a predicted model, not a curated record. Gene Ontology annotation, molecular function: protein binding. Gene Ontology annotation, cellular component: transcription factor TFIIIC complex. The coding region runs from base 346 to 3735 and encodes 1129 amino acids. The transcript has 21 exons. Lineage: Eukaryota; Metazoa; Chordata; Actinopteri; Atheriniformes; Melanotaeniidae.
UGCAAGCAUAAUAUAGGUUUCACCUCUCAGAAACAACACGGCUGAUUUUAGCAGUUUUGUCGUCCGUGAAAAGUUAAAAACAGCUUAUUAUAAGGCAAUGUAAGUACUUCGACCCGUUUACCUGUGACGUGUUUAUCCCCGGUAUUUCUGUUCGGGAUUCGAUCUCGAGUGUCUGGAACACUGUUACUCGAGUUCAGUGCAUGGUUUUCCAGCCAUCGCCACCCGAGAGGAAGUCAAAAGCAGGCACACGGAAUUCCAUUUAUUUGUGCAGCAACUAGGAGAGUAAACUUAAUCCACACAUGAGGAGGCAUCUUACAGGACAACCACACCACUAACUCAGAGCCUAUGGAUCCCACUGACUCUGAAGAAGGAGUGGAGAAGCCAUCAGAGCAGUUAUCACCCAGCUCAAAAGGAAGGCAAAGGAAGAAAAAUUCUAAAUAUCUUGAUUAUGAAACUGAUGACAUGGGUGUCACCGAGUCAGCCACAAACAAAACACCCAGAAAAAACUCGAGCAGUGAAGGAGAAAAUUCUCAAAAGAGUCCAGCAAAAACCACAAAAUCUAAGACUGCUAAACAACCAACAACAGAAGGGGAUGGAGAAUCAACAGAUGAACCAGCUUCAGACCAAACUGUAGCAAAAUGGUCUAAAAACCAAGGAAGACCCAGGAAAAGUGUGUCGAAAGAGACAUCUAAAACAGCUGUCACCACUGGUGGAGACGACCCACUUGGAGAAGCUGGAGAGGCUGUAGUUUUAAAUUCUGUGCAGCAGGAAAAUGGCACAUUAAAGCCAAAGAGAAAGUAUGUCAAAAAGCAGCGUGUCCAGGAAGAUCCACCACAUGAGAAGGAUCCCGGGAAACCUUCGACUGAGCCUGAGGAGAACGUCGGACCAGGUGGCCGUCGCAGGAGAGGGGCUGCUAAAAUGGCAUUGAAGUCAUCAGAGCAGUGUCUUCAGUUAUCACCCAGCUCAAAAGGAAGGCAAAGGAAGAAAAAUUCUAAAUAUCUUGAUUAUGAAACUGAUGACAUGGGUGUCACUGAGUCAGUCACAAAGAAAACACCCACAAAAAAUUUGAGCAGCGAAGGAGCAGAUUCUCAAAAGAGUCCAGCAAAAACUAGAACAUCUAAGACUGCUAAACAACCAACAACAAGUGGGGAUGAAGAAUCAGCAGAUGAACCAGCUUCAGAGUCUGUUUGCCAAACUGUAGCAAAAAGGUCUAAAAAACUAGGAAGACCCAGGAAAACUGCGUCGAAAGAGACAUCUAAAACGGCUGUCACCACUGAUGGAAACGGCCCACUUGGAGCUGGAGAGGCUGUAGUUUUAAAUUCUGUGCAGCAGGAAAAUGGCACAUCAAAGCCAAAGAGAAAGUAUGUCAAAAAGCAGCGUGUCCAGGAAGAUCCACCACAUGAGAAGGAUCCCGGGAAACCUUCGACUGAGCCUGAGGAGAACGUCGGACCAGGUGGCCGUCGCCAGAGAGGGGCUGCUAAAAUGGCAUUGAAGUACUUCCAUCUUUUGGCAAAAGUGGAAUCUCAUCCUACUGAGGAUGAACCCAGCUCCCCGCCACAUGCAAACAGCAAAGACCACGUCUCAGAACAGGGAAGAGGGAAAAGAAGCAAAGGUCGAAAAAGGAAACGUCUAGACAGUGAUGCUGCAGAAGACGAAGACUUUGUACCAGAUAUUGAAGAAGAGGCUGAUGAGAUGGAGGAAGAAGAAGAAGAAUACGAGGAAGACAUCUCAGAUGCAGACUCAGACAUUGUUGAAUAUGGAAGAAGACCAAAAGCUUUUCAUGUCAGCAGGACCUAUCAGACAUGUUCUAAUGGCAGAGGUCUUAAUGGACUCUCUCAUAGUAUCAUAAAUGCUCAUUGGGAGUCUGCUGAGACCACCAGGAAAUUCCGGGAGGAGCACCACAGUAGCUGGGUGUUCCCGGACUGGAUUCCUUCUGCAAAUGAUUGGGAACCUGUUCCACAAAGUGAUCUUGAAGAAUAUCUGCCUCAGGAGCGUCGUUCUGCUACUUUUAAAGUGUCCAGAGAAAAUUUCACAGAGGAGAGCCCUAAGCAGACACUCAGCAGAUUCGAGGCAGUGCCGGCUCACCCAGACCGCUGGGACAUGUUUCUGUUUGCUGGUGGACCACUCUGGACCCUAGAAUGGUGCCCGACCCCUGAUGGUGCUCCUGCCACCCAGUACAUUGCUCUGGCCUGUCAUCGACAGAUGGACGACUUGCAUCACGUAAACCAGACUUGCACAGGACCUGGCCUGGUUCAGCUAUGGGACUGUGGCAAACUGGAAUACAACAACAGACCAGAUGCCCAGCCAGCUCUGGUCUAUGGUCUGGCCCAGGACAAAGGUGUCAUUUGGCAUCUGAAGUGGUGUCCUGCUGGAAGCUGGGAACUUCCCAGCUGUGUCAGGAAGGCUCCCUUCCUGCCCAGGCUGGGUCUCCUGGCUGUAGCCACCUCCAACAGCAUGGUCACCAUUUACAGUAUGCCUCACCCUGAUGCUCUGCUUUCCAACAAAAAAAUUGCUACCUCUGCAAAAGACAACAUAACACCACCAGUAUACAAGGUACGAGGGGUGGUGACACUGAAACUGGGCUCCAUAGGAACCCCUCAUCAUGAGAAGAGUGGAAUGGUCCUGUCUAUGGAUUGGCUGCCUCAAAAACCACAUAACAUAAUGGCUAUUGGAUUCUACGAUGGUAUAGUUGGUUUAUGGGAUCUUUCAACAAAGUCUUCGCUGUUGCGCGUGAGAGAGCCUGGCAGGUCUUUGAGUCUGCUGCCAUAUCGUUGCAUACCUGCUCACAACCACGCAGUCCGGGCUCUGUCCUUCUGUCCUGCUUCCAGAUACCUGCUGACAACAGCAGGUGAGGACCGCUGUGUGAAGACGUGGGACCUCAGGAGGCUCUGUGAUCCCCUCACUGUUCAGAAACGCUCUCUGGUCACUGAGCUCUACUGGCCAUUAAAUGCACCUGGACUUUUGAUUACUGAAGAUUGCUCCUUUGUAGCGAGAGGUUCACAAGGAGUCCAUUACUUUGACCACUACAUGCGUUCCUACUUUCCAAUUCUCAGGAGUACAUCUGUGUGGUCCAUGUCUUAUUCUGAGUGGCUACACUCUGUGUUGUCGACAGACGACCUCGGUGAGGUGAUCUUCGCCAUCUUACCUCACUUGCACUACAAUUUUUCCCAACUCAAACGAGUAACAAUGAGACGUUAUCCUGUCUGCUUAACAACUAUGGUGCCUUGUGAUACAACAGAAGAAAAAAAUGAAAGGAUGGGAGGAGUAGAGGAUGCAGGAGAUGUUGAUGGUGGGGAGGAGGGAGGAUCCCCAGAUGCUACACCUGAGGGAGGAAGAAUUAGAGAUGAAAAAGGUGCUCAUCUGCAAUUCCAGACAUACAAAGAGGCUGUGAAGAAAUACUACCUGCACUACACCGAUGGAAAUAUGAGGAACCUCGUUAAAAUCGAGAAACGAGCUGUUUGGAAACGCAUGAAAAGCACAGAUGGGAAUACAAAGAAUAGCAUGGAUGACAUGUCUUUGGCUGCAAUACACAAGGUACGUUUCAACCCCAACAUGAGCAGCCAUGUUUGGCUUGCAUUUGGGGGCCAGACAGGUCUGGUGAGACUUCACUGUUUGAGGACUUUGAUCAGCCCCAACAUCAACAAGAUGAUUGAUGAAAGCCAGGCUCACUUCAACGAUCUGUACUCUCUAAAAGACCAGACAGAGGCCGUCCAGACAGCAACAGAGGAGCUAUAGCAGGCGCUUUACUUCACCACACAUUCAGGAGGUGGAUCAUCCUGUCACACAAGAAAACCUGCAAACAAUCUUAGUAUUUGCAUUUAUAUUUGAACGUUGUGUAAAAAUCUGAUAAAGUGAUUAUUAUACUCAGGUGUUGUCUAAAAGGGAAAUUAGUUUAAUAAAAAACACAUGGCUGGACCUUGAUGGAGGAUUAAAAAUAUUUUUUGGUGUUAGAGAGCCGCAAGUCUCUCAACACAAACUAGAUUUUAAAUUUUCAGUUUUGAGACUUUAACAGCCGUAAAACUUACAUGAAACCAUUGAGCAACCAGCACUAAACUCCUGUAACAUCAACCCAACCAAAAUCUGUUCAUGUGAGUAACUGUGAACGCGGAUGAGUUUCAUCAAAUGUUCGGAAAGUUAGUUUCUAUGCAUCCCUGAUGCUUGAAUAGCUGGCGGUAAUGUGCCUUAUUUAUUACUUAUAAACAGACUAGUUUUGUUUCUCACAUUUCACCAUCAGGUUAAGUUUUCAUAGUUUUGUUUUUAAUCUUGUCACAGUGACUUCACAGGUUGUUUUUCCUCUGAACAACAGCAGAAGGUUUUUGUUUUCAGUUUGAGGGGAUUAGAUUUUUAUGUAAAUAAACUGCUGUCAGGCUUCACUUUGUGACUUUGAUGGUAAAUUUCGUUGCUUUAUAUUUUCUAAAGUCACCUAGUGACUUUUCAAAGACACAGUUGAGGCAGAGGAGAGGAAGCAGCUCAUGAAAUGAAUGCUUCAUCACCACCUCUUCACAUUCCCUUUUAAUUACAGUUAAUACCCAGAACUGAAAAAUAUUGAUUAGGACAGCAGAUUUAAUGUGUUAUGAUGGAAAUAAGAAUGAGAAUUGACUUAAAUGAUUUUAAACUUGGAUCAUUUCCACAGUAAUUGAUGUCCCAAUCCCAUCACUGACAAGCUAUAAGAUGUAUUCUCUGGUCCUGAAAUAAACAAACUUACAAUGAGCUUCAAAAUAUAAAACUUUACAUUAAAAAAUGCACAGAAUCACAUUAAAACAGCUUAAUGUGUCCAUCUUUCAGCUGCAGCCUUCAACAUGUUAUCAAGUUACCAACCAGACUUUAAUAUUAGAAAUACUCCUAAAUUCUCAACAAAGCUUCAAAACUCCAGAAAAUGUCAUUUUGGACAUUCUCAAGUAACAUUUGUGAAGAAUUACCUUUUGAUAAAACUUUGCUAUGCUUUGAAAACUUUAAAUGUAUUUAUAGUUUUCAUGGCAGGACCGCACAAGCCUUCUUACUUUUCUGCUUUUCUUGGUUCAGCUAGGUACUGUUCGUUUUUCCUUACAGUAGGUGAAUUGUUCAGUUUCUUUUUCAACUAUUUGCGUUUAGUUGCUUGUAUGAUGAAACCUUCUGUUAUUUAGUUAUUCAUAGGGCUGGGCAAUAUAUCGAGAUAUUCAAAUAUAUCGAAAUUUUAUCAGAUGCAGUAUAGGAGGGAAUAUCGUUUAUAUCGAGAUUGCUUAUUUUGAGUUAAAAACAUCUUUUCUUUUGCAUUUUGCACAGCUGUAUUUUUGUUAUGGUCAUUGAAAAGU